AUGCUAGGGAGCAUCAACUGCAUGCAUUGGAAAUGGAAGAAUUGUCCAAGUAAGUGGAAAGGUCAAUAUAUUGGUCAUACACGUGAUCCAACGAUAAUUUUGGAAAUCGUGGCGUCGUAUGACCUUUGGAUAUGGCAUGCAUUUUUUGGGUUACCGGGGUCUCACAAUGAUAUCAAUGUCCUAGAGCGGUCUUCUGUAUUUUCUGAGCUUGCUGAAGGGCGUGCUCCUGCGGUUAAUUACUCGAUAAAUGGUAAUAACUAUUCGAUGGGGUACUAUCUUGCAGAUGGUAUAUAUCCAUCAUGGGCAACAUUUGUCAAAACAAUUCCAGCACCAUAA
This is a messenger RNA of Quercus lobata, 336 nucleotides long. RefSeq lists its product as uncharacterized. The transcript has a single exon. The record is from RefSeq and is a predicted model, not a curated record. Bases 1 to 336 code for a protein of 111 amino acids. Lineage: Eukaryota; Viridiplantae; Streptophyta; Magnoliopsida; Fagales; Fagaceae.